AUGUCGAUGCAGGCGGAUUCUACUUCAGAACGUUUUGCGCGACAGUUGCCCAUCUGGGGCGACUACGCCCAGCGCCUGCUACAGCGAGCGCGUGUUGUUGUCAUCGGUGGAACAAGCUCCGCAGCGGAGGCGAUCAAGUGCUUGGUACUAGGCGGGGUCGGCUCGAUUCUUCUGGCAGAUAGUGCUCGGAUCACGCCCGCAGACACGGAGGGCAACUUUUUCUUACCACCUUGGACGGUGGGCGAGUGGCGUGCGACUGCUCUGUUGCGAUCUUUGGUGAAGCUGAGCCCGACGACGCGGUUCACGGCACGACUGGGCACUGCUCAAACUCUAGUGAACGAGUGGACGACACUCCAGCCUCUUUCCAUGGUUAUUCUGACGGAGGGUACCACCGCAGAGAAGCAACAGCUUGCAAAAUUUUGUUGGUAUUCAGCGAUACCUCUAUUCAUUGUCAGCGUUCACGGUUUCGGUGGCUCCUUGAUACCCCAGUUCCCAGAGCGUGUCUUUUUCCGGUCGACAGGAUUGCGCCCGGCGGUGCACACAAUAGAAUAUUUGCAAGCCAUUCGUGUGAUGAAUCCUUUCAAUGCCCUAGCGGAGUGGUGUACGAAACGUUUCUGGCCUCUGCAGCAAUGGAGUCCAUCGCAGCUCGCAGCUAUCCCCUGGCCGGUGCUCGUGGUUUUAGCGCUGCAACAGGCCAAUCGUAGUAUGCGGCCGGAAAACCGCGAUCCCAGGCAAUCCACAAACACCGACCGUGCAACUACAAGUGAUGGAUGUCGGUGCACGGAAGCAGAGGAGCGCGAACACCGUCACGAGCCGACCGAAGCCGGUGGGGCGCUAACCCAGGCCGCACUGCCGCGUGAACGUCAGAGUCGGGGCGCGGGCGCGCUCCUGGUACCCGGCUGUUUUUCCGCAGUAUCUGGAGGUUCCGCGUCCGAAGCCGUAUCUAGUCGAAUCGAACGGGCAUUGAUAUUGCUGCGAAAAUGGGAACCAAGCGAGCUGACGUCAGCGAACUGGAAUAUGGCGGUCGCGGCUCUGCAGAAAUUGCGUACUGCGAGCACAGAUCCGGAUCCGAGGAUCAUUCGAGAAUCCUGCUCCUUGCGUAAUCGUCAGCUUACGCGAAUACUGGAGGCGACCAGAGCCUUUGCCACCCAGCACGGUUGGCCGGUAUUUAGCGAUCUUGGCGAACUCCACGGCGAUCCAGAGAGCGUCCACGAAUUACGACGCCUCUAUUGGGAGCAGGCGGAACACGACAUCGAGACUAUCUGGCGGCUCGUGCGGGCAGACCCGAUGGAGGCCGAAGCGCCGGACUCUAUUUCGAAGGAGCUUGUUCGAGAGGUUUGCUCGAACUUGUUUUUCAUGAAGACAUGGCGCACGCAACCGUUUUACUGCCUAUAUGAAGACGCGGCGGUGGAGAAACCGCAGCUGGCUCCACCAACGACAGCAGCACAACGCAGAGCAGCAUCGUUGUUUCUCGCCCUGAUUGCUCAUGAGUGCUGCCAAGAGCUGGACCGGACCCAGCAGCUUGUGCGACGUCACGGUGCGGAUGCUGUGCUGCUCGAGGAAGCCCAGCGAAUUGCCAGGCUCUGGAGCUGGCCGCCCGACCUGAUUGAUUCCGUGCGUCUGCGUCAUCUCGCGGAGCUGUUUGCCGAGGAGGAGCAUCCCUCCGUGCCCAUAAUGCUCGGCUCAUUUGCGGCACAGGAGGCCAUCAAACUCGUCAUUCAAUUAUUCGAACCCUUGACGACGAUACUGGUGUAUGACGGUCUCGCCGACAAAGCCGAUCUCCUGCACCCCGCGGUUGCAUCAUAG
Messenger RNA from Cyanidioschyzon merolae strain 10D, 1806 nucleotides. RefSeq names its product Rub1-activating enzyme E1 N subunit. Gene Ontology annotation, biological process: protein neddylation. The transcript has a single exon. Lineage: Eukaryota; Rhodophyta; Bangiophyceae; Cyanidiales; Cyanidiaceae. The coding region runs from base 1 to 1806 and encodes 601 amino acids. Gene Ontology annotation, cellular component: cytoplasm. Gene Ontology annotation, molecular function: NEDD8 activating enzyme activity. The record is from RefSeq and is a predicted model, not a curated record.